GGCGCGCGGUUGCGGGAGCAUGAGCGUGGAGCGAGAGCUUCGCCAGCUGAGCAAGGCCAAGGCCAAGGCCCAGAGGAACGGGCAGCUGCGGGACGAGGCCGCCCUCUGCCACCAGCUGGGGGAGCUCCUGGCCAGCCAUGGACGCUACGCAGAGGCCCUGCGAGAGCACCAGCAUGAGCUCCAGCUCCUGGAGAGCGUCGACGACCCGCUGGGCUGCGCGGUGGCCCACCGCAAGAUCGGAGAGCGACUGGCCGAGCUGGAGGAUUACUCAGCGGCCCUGAAGCACCAGCAUCGCCAUUUGGAGCUGGCCCGUUCUCUGUCUAAUCACACUGAGGUGCAGAGGGCCUGGGCCACCAUUGGCCGCACCCACCUGGACAUCUAUGACCAUUGCCAGUCACAGGAUACCUUGGUGCAGGCACAGACUGCCUUUGAGAAGAGCUUGGCUAUUGUGGACGAGAAGCUGCAGGGGACGUUGGACAAGCGAGAAUUGAGUGAGAUGAGGACCCGACUCUACCUGAACUUGGGGCUCACUUUCGAAAGCCUGCAGCAGGCGGCCCCCUGUGACGACUACUUCCGGAAGAGCAUCUUCCUGGCUGAGCAGAACCACCUCCACGAGGACCUGUUCCGUGCCCGCUACAACCUGGGAGCCGUCCACUGGCGCCGAGGGCACCACUCCCGGGCCAUGCGCUGCCUGGAGGGGGCGCGAGAGUGCGCCCGCGUCUUGAGGAGGGGACAGAUGGAGAGCGAGUGCUGCGUGCUCAUCUCACAGAUCCUCCAAGACCUGGGGGAUUUUCUGGCUGCCAAGAGAGCCCUGAAGAAAGCCUACAGGCUGGGCUUCCAGACGCCUUUGCAGAAGGCGGCCGUCUGCCGGACCCUCAAACACGUGUUGGCCGUGGUGCGGCUGCAGCAGAGGUUGCGGGAGGCUGAGAGCAGCGACCCCCAGGGCGCCAUGGGCAUCUGUGAGCAGCUGGGGGACCUGUUCUCCAAGGCGGGCGACUUCCCCAAGGCGGCUGAGGCCUACCAGAAGCAGCUGCACCUCGCAGAGCUGCUGGGCCGGCCAGGGCCCGAGCUGGCCGUCAUCCACGUGUCCCUGGCCGCCACCUUGGGAGACAUGAAGGACCACCACCGGGCCGUGUCCCACUAUGAGCAGGAGCUGAGGCUGCGUGGUGGUGACGCUCUGGAGGAGGCCCAGACCUGGUUAAACAUCGCACUGUCCCGGGAGGAGGCUGGAGACGCCUACGAGCGGCUGGCCCCAUGCUUCCAGAAGGCUCUCAGCUGCGCCCAGCAGGCCCAGCAGCCCCAGCUCCAGAGGCAGAUCUUACAGCACCUCCAUGCCGUGCAGCUGAGGCUGCGGCCCCAGGAGGCCCCGGCCACCGCGGCCAGCCUGCAGGAGCUGAGCUCGCCCAGAGAGCAGGAGGAGGACGACGAGGAAGAGGAAGAGGAGGACGAGGCCACUCCUGAGCCCAGUGACGUGGAGCUCUCAGAAAGCGAGGGUGAUUCCGAGGGCGGGUCCCAGCGGCUAGAGGAGGAUGAGGAGUUGCAGGGUCGCUUGGGCCAGCCGAGAGUGAACAAGUGGAACCGGCGCAAUGAUGUUGGGGAGACCCUGCUGCACCGCGCUUGCAUCGAGGGCCGUCUGGGUCGUGUCCAGGACCUCGUAAGACAGGGCCACCCUCUGAACCCUCGGGACUACUGUGGCUGGACGCCCCUGCACGAGGCCUGCAACUAUGGGCAUGUGGAUAUCGUGCGCUUCCUGCUGGACCACGGGGCUCAGGUUGAUGACCCGGGCGGCCCAGGCUGUGAGGGCAUCACUCCCCUUCAUGACGCCCUCCACUGCGGUCACUUUGAGGUGGCCCAACUCCUCAUCGAACGGGGAGCGUCUGUCACGCUCCGAACCGCAAAGCUGGCGGCCACGCAGGGGCACAGCCCACGGGAGACGCUGCAGCAGUGGCUGAAGCUGUAUGGCAAGGAUCUGGACAGCGAGACCCGAGAGAAGGCCGCUGCCAUGGAGCGGCUGCUCCGAGUGGCCUCCUCAGGCCAAGCUCCCCACAGCUCCGCGGCCCCCCACACCCCUCCACGGAACCAUCUGUUCGACCCUGAGCUCUCUCCUCCCUCGAGCCCCGGCCCGGGACCCUCAGAGCCCUCUCAGGCCCAUGCCGGGGUCUCCCCAGGGCACGCAGUUCCAGCCAUGGCCAGGCCUCGGAGGAGCAGGCCCAAGCUGGCCAGCAGCAGCAGCUCGGAGGGCGAGGACUCCCCGGGCCCCUGCCGGCCCGUCCACAAGAGGCCCCGGCAUCGUGUGCCCGUACAGCAGGCCAGAGCCGGGGCGCCUGGCUACCCCAGCGGCAGGGAGGCAGAGGCAGCGAGUGCUGCCCGGGCAGCCAUCCGAGGUGUGGCUGGUGCCCAGAUCUGCCGCCCUGGGCCCAGCCUACUGCGGGGCCCAGGUGAGCCCACCACGCCCCGGGCGGCUCUCAUCCCGGAGGAGGAGUGUCUGGCCGGGGACUGGCUGGAGGACGACUCCCCGUUGACCCGCAGCUGCCAGGAUGGCUCUCGGCCUCACCCCCAGGGCAGUGCAAACAGCCCCGGUCCCCGUGGCUCGGGCUCGGGCCGCAGUAAGAGCCCCAACGGGCUCCGGGCCCGGGCCAGGCAGAGCCGGCUGCCCCGUCUCAGGAGUUGGAACGCAGCGGGCCGGGCAGGGGGAGACGGCAGCCCAGCGGCAGAGCCUCCACGGAGCCCUGACCUCUCCAGAGCCUCAGGGCCCUGUAGGGACAGCCCAGCGGCAGGCCAGGCCCCGGGUCCAUCUUUGCCCCCUCCCAUCCGCGUGCGAGUGCGAGUGCAGGACAGUCUCUUCCUCAUUCCCGUCCCACAUGGCAGCGGGGAGACCCACUCUGUGGCCUGGCUAACCGAACAGGCUGCCCAGCGCUACUGCCAGGCUUGUGGGCUGCUGCCAAGGCUCGUCUUGAGGAAGGAGGGAGCCUUGCUGGCCCCGCAGGACCCCAUACCUGAUGUGCUACAGAGCAACGAGGAGGUGUUGGCGGAAGUCACUUCGUGGGACCUCCCCCCACUGACUGACCGCUACCGCAGGGCCUGCCGGAGCCUGGAACAAGAGGAGCACCCGCAGGUGCUGCAGGCCAUGGACCGCCAGGGCUCCAGCCCCUCCUUCAGCGUGGGCUCUCUGGCCCUGCGUCAGACCCAGCUCACCCCGCUGCUGCGGGCCCUCAAGCUUCACACGGCGCUCCGGGAGCUGCACCUGGCAGGGAACCGGCUGGGGGACGGAUGUGCCGCUGAGCUGCUGGCCGCCCUGGGCACCAUGCCCAGCCUGAUGCUCCUGGAUCUCUCCUCCAAUCACCUGGGCUCCGAAGGCCUGCGCCACCUUGCCGCAGGCCUCCAGGGGCAGACCACCUUGCAGAACUUGCAGGAGCUGGACUUAAGCAUGAACCCCCUCGGGGAUGGCUGUGGCCGGGCCCUGGCAUCCAUCCUGCAGGGCUGCCCCUCACUCAGUACCUUGCAUCUCCAGGCCUGUGGCUUUGGCCCCAGCUUUUUCCUGAGCCACCAGGCAGCCCUAGGUAGUGCCUUCCAAGAUGCCAAGCACCUGAAGACACUGUCUCUGUCCUACAACAUCCUGGGUCCUGACGCCCUGGCCCACGCCCUGCAGAACCUGCCUGCCCGGACCCUCCGGCGCCUGGAGCUGAACUCUGUGGCAGCUGGCAAGAGUGACUCGGGCCUCGUGGAGCCUGUGGUCAGAUACCUGGCCAAGGAAGGCUGCACUCUAGCUCACCUGAGCCUGUCUGCAAACCAUCUGGGCGACAAGGCAGUGAGAGACCUGAGCAGGUGCCUUCCUUGUUGCCCCUCACUCAUGUCACUGGACCUGUCUGCCAACCCUGACGUCAGCUGUGUGGGUCUGGAGGAGCUCCUCUCUGCACUCCAGAUGCGGCCCCAAGGCCUCAGCUUCCUUGGCCUGUCAGGCUGUGCUGUCCAGGGCCCCCUGCGCCUGGGCCUCUGGCGCGAGAUCACCGCACAGGUGCAGGAGCUGGAGCUGUGCAGCCGCCGCCUCUCCCCCGACGACCGGGCCGCCCUGCGCCAGCUGCUGCCCGGCCGGCCGGGCCCUGGCGCAUGCACACUGGACCGAGGGUCCAAGCUCUUCUUCAGGCGCCUGUGACCCCGGAGGCGCUGCCCGGCCCCCUCCCCCCCAACGCCUCAAAUAAACGGAUGCUGCUGCUGCC
Messenger RNA from Enhydra lutris kenyoni (northern sea otter), 4217 nucleotides. Its product is annotated as tonsoku like, DNA repair protein. Gene Ontology annotation, molecular function: protein binding. NCBI's taxonomy places the organism in Eukaryota, Metazoa, Chordata, Mammalia, Carnivora, Mustelidae. Bases 20 to 4153 code for a protein of 1377 amino acids. The record is from RefSeq and is a predicted model, not a curated record. The transcript is spliced from 26 exons.